AUGAGAGGAAGCAAAGCACAGAUUCGGAUUUUCGAGGAAAACAAGAUCACAAGAAGACUUCUGCUGAGAAGCAUAAUCUUAUACAACGUAUGCACACUGGUGGUGUAUAUGGUAAAUAAGGAGAGAAGCAUACUAGUAUAUCUAGUUAGAUCCAUCCCAGAGGCACUUGCUGCUUAUUACCUCUACAGAGUCUCCACACCGACAAUCGUCUCAGACGGGAAGGCAACAACUCUGGCAAAUCCUGGGAUACCCCUUAGCGGGAAGGGCCAUAUUAGCGUUGUAUUCGACUUUCUGUUCAUCUCGAUGCUGGUGAAGCUCCUUCUACUCUACUCCAGCAGGUCGUGGCUACUAUACCUUUUCUUCGUUGCCUCCUGCUGCUACGAGUUUUUGUACAAGCCGUUUGCAGUUCUAAAGACAAAUACAAAAUAA
Messenger RNA from Encephalitozoon cuniculi GB-M1, 429 nucleotides. RefSeq lists its product as uncharacterized. The coding region runs from base 1 to 429 and encodes 142 amino acids. The transcript has a single exon. NCBI's taxonomy places the organism in Eukaryota, Fungi, Microsporidia, Unikaryonidae. The record is from RefSeq and is marked provisional.